ACUCUCUACAUGAAUUAUUUUAUAAAGUUAAAUUUUAUAAUUUUGCAUAAUUACUUGGUAUCGCAACUGCAUCUAUAAAUAUUGCAAAAAAUAUUAAUUCUUAUGUUAUAGCAAAUGAUAGCUGUUACUAACUUUUCAAAAAUAUUACAACUUUGUUUUUCUUUUUAACAAUGGUGAACAACAUUGUACUAUGAAGAUUAUAUUUCUUAAUUUGCUUUUGCUACCUUGCAUUUUAUCAUUGAAUGAAGAAUUAUUACAUUAUGUCAGUGAUGACGUAUCAAGUGGAUCUUAUAAAUAUUAUAGUUUAAUGUAUGAAGGUAUUAUCAAAAUUCAAUUAAUAUCCCAAAACGGAGAUGCAGAUUUGUAUGCAUCGCAUACAACAACAAAACUAACUUAUGAACCAGAUCACUAUAGUUUGCAGUCUACAACUUGUGGGGAAGAUAUUAUAGUUGUACCAGACAGUUUCAAAAGACCUGUUAGCAUAGGAGUAUAUGGGCAUCCAUCACAUGAAUUAAGUAAAUAUACUUUGUUAGUAUACGAAGUGAUAUCAACGGAUGAAGACGCAACUUAUGAUCAAAAAACAGAGAAUAUUUACAAGGAUAGUGAUAACAAGAAGAAAAGUCCAACAUUUUUAGUUACUUUCUUAAAAUCUAUUGGCAAUGUAUUAUUUGAAAUACUUUUUUAAUGAAACGUAUAAUUGUUCACAAUAGAUCAUUCUGGUAUUAUAACAAUUUUAUAGUAAAAUAAAUACACUUA
This is a messenger RNA of Vespula pensylvanica (western yellowjacket), 756 nucleotides long. RefSeq names its product UPF0669 protein C6orf120 homolog. Lineage: Eukaryota; Metazoa; Arthropoda; Insecta; Hymenoptera; Vespidae. The transcript has 5 exons. The coding region runs from base 191 to 685 and encodes 164 amino acids. The record is from RefSeq and is a predicted model, not a curated record.